CUCAUCUCCUGUGUCCUGUGGAAGGAUUAUUUUCUGUUUCUGAAGCUAUCGAAGGUCAUAUCUAACUCAUCUCCACUGCUCCACUGCUCAGGAUCACAGACGUUUGUAAAAGGAGACUGCAUGGCUAAGCUUGAUUUUACACACCUGUGGGAACUGGCCUGAUUGGAACACCUGAAUUCAAUCAUCAAAGGUGUGCCAUUAAGAUGAGAGAAGCUGCACGGGUGAAAACAGGAGUAACAACAGGUGUGCUGGGUCUGGAUCCCUGCAUUUAACUGGCAGGAUGUUCUGGAUCAGGGUUAUAGGCCCUGAAUCAGUCCAGUUGAAGUCCAGCUGGAGUAUCCAUAUUCAGCGAGGGCGUGAUGACACGUCCUAGACAGAGGAAGACACGAAACAAGGACGAAGAGGAGAGAGAGAUGCUGAUCUGAUCGAUCACUGCAGCAGACGCAGGAGGCAUCAUCAGCGUGGAAAAGAGAGGAGAAAAGACACGACUGACAGGACGGGACGGGAGGAGAGCUAAAGACAGAGGAGAAGGAGAAGGAGAGAGCUGAGGAGGAGACAAAGAGGUGGAGGAGAGGAAGCACCUGCAGAGCCGGAGCUGUGUUCGUUGUUCAUUUGGAGGGCCUCCUUCGGACCCUUGUGUGGACACGCCCCCUCUUUAACCCCGCUGUUGGCUCAUCUCUGCGGAGGGUCUGGGACGUCCCGGGUUGCACUGUCCCCAAGUGCCAGCUUGGUUGGGUGCAGAGGGUGGGCGGGUUUGUUGGAGUGUUGAUGAGCGUGGUGGUGUCUGGCAUCACUUUUCAUGGGACUUUGAGAGAUGUUUGAGUCACGGCAGCGUCGGUGGACGGGCUGUAGGGGGCGUUGCCCCCAUGCCCUCCCCCUGGUCCUCCUACUCCUCUGGUCCACGCCUCCGCCCACUCAGGGAGCCAUCCACAUCCCCGACGGCUAUAAAGUUCAUAACAUGUCGCAGCCUCCCGUAAUGAUGGGCAUGCCAUCGUCGUAUACAGCGUUUUCUCAUGAAGACAUCAGUCUGCCAUGUGAGGCCACCGGUAACCCCACGCCCACUUUCCGUUGGGUGAAGGAUGGCGAGGAGUUCGGAGAUGAACGUAAAGGAUCUGGGACACUGAAAGCCGAUGGGACAGAAGAACUCAUCACAUUUGACGGCUACUACCGCUGCUACGCCUCCAACAUGCUGGGGACCGCCAUGACUCAGACUGUUCGGGUCAUCGUGGAGGCCCAGCCUAUUCUUCAGAAACAACAUAAAGUCCAGGUGAGAGCUAUCGAGGGCGACAGCAUCGUCCUGACGUGUAACCCUCCACAGAGCUCCACGCCGCCGCACAUCCACUGGAUGGACAAGAAGAUGGUACACAUCAGGCAGAAUGACCGAGUGAUGGUCGGCCUGGAUGGAAACUUGUACUUUUCAAAUGUUUUAAAGACUGACAGCAGAGACGACUACAUCUGUAACGCCCAGUACUAUUCAGCCCGGACCAUCCUUCCCGAGAGCGCCGUCUCCCUCAAUGUCCUCCCCAGCAACAACGUGGGCCAUGACAGGAAGCCCCACUUCUUCACCCCAAAAGGCUCCCACUCCUCAGUGCUGGCCCUCAGAGGGCAAAAUUUGAUCCUGGAGUGUAUCCCCAAAGGCCUACCGACUCCAAAGGUGGAGUGGAAGAAGAAGGACGGCAGCCUGAGUGAGACGAGUGGAAUCCUGGACAAACACAACCGCUGGCUGGAGUUCAUCACCGUGACACUGGAGGACGAUGGCGAGUACGAGUGCAGAGCCUUCAAUGACCAUGGUGCCGUCUCGCACUCCUUCACCGUCACUGUGGAAGCUGCUCCUUACUGGGUGAAGGAGCCUCAGAACCUGCUCUACGCCCCUGGAGAGACUGUCAGACUGGACUGUCAGGCUGAAGGGAUCCCGAAACCAUCUAUCACCUGGAGCAUCAACGGACAGCCAAUUACAGAAGUGGAUGACGACACUCGGCGCAGCGUGGCGGAGGGUGUGUUGAUUCUGAGAGACGUCGUGUACGCAGACACAGCUGUGUAUCAGUGUGAGGCCGCAAAUAAACACGGCGCCAUCCUAAUCAACUCCUACCUCUACGUGGUUGAGCUGGCGCCACAGAUUCUCUCCUCUGAUGGCGUCGUGUACCGGGUCAUUGAGGGCGGAGACAUCAUGCUGCACUGUGAAUCUUUCGGCUCCCCGCGACCUCAAGUCACAUGGGAGGAUGAGGAAGGCCUUCCUCUUCUGUCCCACUCUCGUGUCUCACCGCUGACCAACGGGACGAUCAAGCUGUCCAAUGCCAACCACGAAGACAGAGGAUCGUAUACCUGCCACGUCAAACACACCAACAUCUCUAUCACCGCUCACCUGGAGGUGUUCAAUCAAACACUGAUCGUGACGAGCCCACAGGAUGUCCGUGUGCUCCGAGGAACUGUCGCUCUGCUCGACUGCGGCUUCUACAAAGACCCUCAGCUGAAUGACUACAAGGUUUCCUGGAGGAAGAAUGGACACGAGCUGGUCGAGUCAUCACCAGAUGACAAAUUCACUAUCUUUGAAAAUGGCACCCUGAGAGUCACCAACGUCCAAUCAGAAGACAGCGCUCAGUACACCUGUAAGAUCAGCACCGACCUGGACAGCGUGAUGGCCAGCGGCUCCAUCACUGUCGUCGCUCGACCAGACCCACCCAAAGACCUGACACUGACCGAUGUGGACGACCACAGCCUCACACUGAGCUGGAUCCCUGGGAGCUCUCACAACAGCCCGAUUAUUGAGUUUAUUGUGGAGAUGAGGGAGGAGCAGCACUCCGAGCAGGCCAAGUGGAAGUGGGUGAAGUUUGAGACAGUACCUGGAGACUUUAACCACCGCCAGCUAAAACUCCACCCGUACUGCACGUACAGCUUUAGGGUUAUUGCUGUCAACGAGAUCGGCAGAAGCGACCCCAGUCUGCCAUCGGACCACCGCAGCACGCCCCCUGCUGUUCCCAGUAAAAACCCAGAUAACGUGCGCAGUGAAUCCACAGACCCGAACUCUCUGACCAUCACAUGGGACGAGAUGGACAAGCACCACCAUAACGGUCAGGGUUUCCAGUAUAAAGUGUCAUGGCGGAAGUCUGAAGGGCCGAAUGUACGCUGGGAAGAAGCCUAUGUUCUCUCGCCGCCAUUUCAUGUAAACAACACCGGAACGUACACACCGUUUGAGAUCAGAGUCCAGGCCGUGAACUCGCUGGGAGCAGGACCAGCACCAGAGCCAGAGAUUGGACACUCUGGAGAGGACAAGCCGGAGGAAGCACCGACCGGCGUCUCAACCACAGUAAUGAACAGCACCGUCCGAGUGAAAUGGAACGAGGCCCGCAACGUACGGGGACGGCUGAAGGGAUACAAGAUAUACAUUAGGAGGCUGGGUCCCCAAGGUGGGCGGGGCCGGCGGUCUCUUGGUACGUCACACCAUGAGGAAGAGCAAUCAGAGCCAGCGAAGGAGGGACACAGAGACAGCCGGGAGGUAGAGGUCUAUGGGUCAAAGACGUCAGAGGAGGUGACGGGGCUUAGGCUGUAUUCACGCUACGAGCUCACCAUGACAGCUGUCAACAGCAAGGGGGAGGGGCCUCACUCAGACCCACACCGCUUCAUCACCCCAGAGGGAGCACCCGGCCCGCCAGCAUCCCUCCGGUUUGAGAGUCCAUCAGAGAAAUCCCUGAUCCUCUACUGGAGCCCUCCUCUGGAAACAAAUGGCGUCCUGCUGGGCUACGUGGUUCAGUAUCAGCAGGAGCUAGAGGGCAGAGACAGCCUUCUGCAGAUGAUCGAUGAUCCCAGCGUCACCCACAUCGAGCUGGACUCUCUGGACCCCAGCAGUUACUACAUCUUCAAAGUGAACGCUCGCACCGCCGCUGGAGAAGGGCCUCCCAUCACACGGAGAGGUGCCACCCUGCUGGAAGGAGUUCCACCGUCCAACAUCAGCAUCAGCUGUGGGAACACGUUACUCAACCUGAGCUGGGUGCCUGGAGAACGAGACAGGAACCAUGGCUUCAUCAUCCAGUACUGCAGGAAGUGCCCCGGCUGUGAGUGUGAGGAGUCAGAGGUGGUCAACUCCACGCAAGGUUUCUAUUCGCUGACGGGCCUCAAACCAGGAUCACAGUACGAGCUGGAGAUCAACCACGGAAACGAGACACAGUGGAGAGGUGUGACCAUGACACUGGGCCCAGUACCCUCAGAGAUGCCCGGAGGGUUCGCCACACAGGGCUGGUUGAUCGGACUCAUCAGCGCCAUCGUGCUGCUGGUGCUGAUACUGCUCAUCCUCUGCCUCAUCAAACGCAGGAAGGGCGGCAAAUAUGCCGUGAAGGACAAAGAAGACAAGGAGGUGGACUCUGAGGCUCGGCCAAUGAAAGACGAGACCUUCGGGGAGUAUAGAUCUCUGGAGAGCGAUGGAGACGAGAAGCGCUCGGACAGCCAGCCAUCUCUGGGCGACAGUAAGCUGGGCAGCGACGACUCUCUGGCUGAGUACGGCGACAGCGUGGACAUCCAAUUCAACGAGGACGGCUCCUUCAUUGGCCAGUACAGCGGCCGGGGGCCCGUUCCCCACGGCAACGAGAGCUCCGGUCCCGCCUCCCCCGUCAACGCAGUCCCUCCUCCCCCCAUCGCUCCGUCCAUGUCGAGCAUCCUGAACCGACCCAGCUAGAGAGCGGACGCCAAAAUGACAAAAACACACAAAUACACCACAGAACAAUGCUGAUCCACCGGUCCAGAUCUACUGAUCCUGAUCUACUGAUUCUAAUCAACCAAUCCUGAUCUACUGACCCUGAUCCACUGCCUGUUACCUUAUCCAGCUACAACACCCACAGAGAUACCUACACACAUAAAUACACAGAUAUAUACUAACAAUGUGUCGAUACAUUCCACCGUUUAUGCAGUGCAGACGUUUACAGGAUGUUUUCCUUUUCUACUCCGAGUUUACACACGAACACUGAAAAACACACACAAGAGCAGACAAGCAGAAUCACAUGACCAUCAGAUCACAUGACCAUCAGAUCACAUGACCACCACUCUCCUGUAAAAAGCCUAGGGCGGAGCUGCUCCAGCUGUUUGUGACUCCAGAUGUUGUCAGGAUUCUCUAACGUCAUGUUUAAGCAUCACUAAAUUAAUUUCAAAGUUCUUUAUGAACAUUUACAUAAACAUAUAGAUAUCUGGGAUGGCUGCAGUCCUGAUAACCAAGCGAAUGGGGGGGUUUCUACAAGAUUACAAUAAAAAUAUCUGGCUGCCUGCAGGGACUAAAUGAGCUGGCAGAAAAUAUAGUCUCCAUACAUAUUUUGCACAUCAUGCAAAGAUUCGUCAAUAGACAGCAAGUAAAUGAAUGAAUUAAAGUGGGCUGGUAUCGCUGUUAAAAUUCAGACAUCAUUACAGAGACGAUUCUGCAGAGACUGAAGUUUUUCUUAAAGAAAAUGAUAAUGUUCAAAACCAGAAACAGCAUCGUCAAACCUCCAGACUCCUCUAAUUAAACAAUCAUUUGUCCCCGCUAUCUAUGAGAAAACAGAUCAAUCACUGUAUUGAUCCGUCAGUUUGUUUAACAGUUGAUAGUGGAUAGACAAACAGCAAACUUUUUUACUGUAUAUUUUAAACUGGAGCUGGAGGAAUCGACAGUGGCAGGGGCCUAACCCUAACCUUCUGUCAGCAGACUAAAACUUACCCUGACCCCUGGCCCUACCUUAAUCCUAACCCCCAAACCCUUUCCUAACCCAGGUUAGGUGGGAGUUAAUUUCUCACCUGAUACAAACCUAAACCUAAUCCUAACCCAGAUUAGUUAAUGGAGUCAGUGGCAGACCAACAGCUCUAGUCUAUGAUGUAAAUGGUUGUUUCUGUCUGUGGAUUUACACUAAUCCUAAACCUAACCCUACCCUUAGCUUAACCUUGGCCUGUUUAUUUCUGAGUUUAAAAACACAAAUUAAGUCAAGGAUAAUGUAUAGAAAGAAACUGUCCUUGCAGAAAAAUGAGCCUUUGCUAAAAUGUGAUGCUUACUUGACUUCCAGUUGAUAUUUUUAAACUCUUGGAAGCAGUCACAGGCUUGACUGAUGGUUUAACGAUCAGCUGGAGCAGCUCAGUCCAGGAGAGGAGGGUCAUGAAACCUAGAAAACUCUUCACAUCAGGUCUGAAACCGUGAUUCCAUCUUGUAUAAACACUAACACAUUUACAGUCAAGUUCAUUUUAAAAACACGUCGUCAUUUUUAGUUUUCUUUCUCACCAUUGGAGCGUCAGUGUCUUCACGUGUCUUUGUUUACACAGCUAGCCAGCUCUUUCUUUGUGUUCGUGUGCACGUGUCGGGAAUGAUUUGACUAUUUAUUGAUGUGUGAGCGGCUGUCAAACCUAAGAUGCAUGCCCCUCCCUGCGGCAUUAACAAUAAUUCAGUUCACGUUGAUGAAUUUAAAGAGUGACUGUUAGCGUGUGCGUGCGAUCGUCCGUGCUCUCCGUCGCUGCAGAGAUGGAGAUCUGUUGCCUUAAACGAGUCCAGUGAAGCCUUCUCUCCUCCCUCCGUUUGUCAGUCAUACAUCUCUCCUGUCUCACUUCCUGUUUCCAUCCAGACCCUGAUCCUCUAACCCUGAUCCUGUUUGACAAAGGAGGAUCAGGACGGUGGCCCUGAAAGGACAUGAUAAGCAAAAUACAACCACACAGAGCAUAAAUAGAGUUAAAGAUCAAUAUUAUGGCUAAACAGUCUGUCAAAAUGACCCUUGUCCUUAAACGGCUUAAACCUCAGACUAGUCUAAACAAUUAGCCCUCUAAUUGUUCACAUACGUUCAUCAUUGACACCAAAAUUACCAGUUAAACCAGUUAUUAACAUUUUUAUUAUUUCGGACAUACAAUCCCAGUCAGUCACUCCAUCUGAGCAGUAACACAGCUGCUCAAGUAGCCAGUGUAGUUUUUCUUCAUUCUUCAAAAUCCCCAGACUGACCACAAGCUACCUGAUGUUAAGAUAUGUUAAGACAAAUCUAAUUUAUUUGCAACCUUUGCCAAACACACUACAAUACCCACAAUCCUUCAGUGUCACAGCAAUGUCUCUGAUUGGUUGGGUCUCUGCUACCCCUGUAAAUAUUGAUAAUAUGUGCCGCUACCAACUUAUUACAACAUUAUCAUUUAAAAUGUAAAAACCGCAGUGAAGAUAAGUGUAGAAGAGAAGUACAUUUAUGGUUUGAAACCUUGAAAAGCUCUCAUUUACAAUAAAUAACAUUAAUCGCAAUGGGUUCUGGGACAUGUAGUUCCUUCCUCUUUGUUUUUCUCUGUUUUUGCACCAAAUCAAAUGUUUUAUAGUCAUGACUGCUCAGGUAGCUGUUUUGCUUGAUUCAUGCAUUAAAAGCAUUGUAAUAAGAACUUUACCCAUUGCCUCUUGUAGGAACGGCACGGUUUAGCACAGCAGAAUGUUAUGAAUAAAAAUCCAAACUAAACACACCACUAACUAAGGAAAACCCAAAGAGGGUUAGGGUUAGGCCCUGCGAUUGACUGGCAGCCAGCCCAGGGUGUACCCCGCCUCUCGCCCAAUGAC
Molecule: messenger RNA, 7516 nt
Organism: Cheilinus undulatus (humphead wrasse)
Lineage: Eukaryota; Metazoa; Chordata; Actinopteri; Labriformes; Labridae
Product: neural cell adhesion molecule L1.1-like
Exons: 32
Coding region: 815-4666 (1283 amino acids)
Biological process (GO): cell-cell adhesion
Molecular function (GO): protein binding
Source: RefSeq, a predicted model, not a curated record